CGCAGCUGGCAGGAGCUAUGGAGCGGGAACCGGGGACGGGCUGAGGCGGCGACAUAUUGUGUUCAGUAGAGAAUUAAACCAGAUAAGACAAUUCAGCUGAUGAACAGACAUUAACACUGAUGACCGUGAACCAUUCCAGCCUGCUCUUUCAUAGCUUCCUAACAAUGAAUGUGUGCUAAAAUAGCUCUUCUGGGACACAAAGCACCGUUUAAAGUCAGUAGUUGUCUUUUUGGUACAUCAUCAGUCCAGCCACCAGGUAGAGUCAUUUUGGAGUAUUUUUAGGGAUAGGGAGAAUCCUUCCCAGGAAAAUUUGGGAUGGCACACGCUCGUAUCUCAGCCAACCUUCCCCCUGAUAUAGAUCCCACAAAAGCUCCCAUUGCAUUUGGAAAGAGGGCCCUUCCUAAACUGAAUGAGGAGUUACGUUCUCCUGAGCUGCUGACUCAGCAGCGGGCACUGAUGGCGCUCUGCGAUCUGGUCCAUGACCCAGAAAAUGUCUACCAGGCAAUAGGAGUAGGAUUCUUGGAUAACCUGAAGACUUUGCUGCUACAUCAUGACAGUACUGUCCGACAAAAAACAACAGAAAUCCUCUAUAUAAUGGCUAUGCAUAAUGUUGGCAGGCAAGGGUUGAUACAAAGUGGAAUGAUUUCUGCCCUCACUGAGCUCUUGGAGGAUCCAGUAGAUAUCUGUCGGAAGAACACACAUCAGAUUUUUGAAAUGAUGGCAAAAUUACAUGAAGGGGCUGUUGGCAUAUCGCAUGCCGGUUUGAUUCCCUUACUUGUAUUCAAAUUGAAGACUGAGUUAGAUGAAAUCCAGGAGCUAAUCCUUGAUACGCUCUCCAACUGUCUACGUGUGGAGGCUUCUGAAGCUUUAGCAACUGGUGCCAUUACUAUCCUGAAGGAAAAGCUCAAACACUCAUCAGCAGCUAUCAGAAGCAAAGCAGCUUGGGUCCUGUUAGAAAUUUGUACUCAUCCAGAAGGAAAAAGCAUGGUAUGUGAAGAAGUUAUUCCUGUGCUGGUGAGCCUGUUGGAAGAUACAGAUCCUGAAGUCCAAGCUAGUGCAACAGGAGCACUGAUGUUUGCUACUGUUAAACCUCAGGGGAGAUUCUUAGCCCUAGGUGCUGAAGCCAUUCCACCUUUACUGAAGCUGGUUGCUGAGGAAACCAGCAAAGCCCGUCUGAGUGCAAUCAAAACCCUCACCAUGCUGGCUGAGCUACCAGAGGGCCGCAAGACACUCCUAGAUCAUACAGAUAUAUUUCAGCAGUGUCUGAAUGAUCCCUGUGAGGCAGUGAAAAGAGCUGCCAAAAUCGCCAUCAGUGUCAUCGAAUGGAAACCUUUCUGAAGACGUGAUGUUUCACAGAGAUCUAUUGCCCUCUGUUGUUGUCUGGCUGUAAAAGUUGCAUGAUUAUGAGACACCUUCAAAACCAAAACUCUUCCUCGGUUACUCUGGAUCAGUUCCUCCUGAAAAGUCAUUUGUCAACAGUUUCACAUCGAUAUUGCAGGUCAUGAGCAGAAUAAUGGGGAAAAAGAAAAGUUAGGAAGUGUAGAAUUCUCUACUAGGAGUUAUUUCCUGAGUUAUCAAGAUUUUCCUGUGAUACAAGAAACCAAUCCUUUUUGUUUUCUUCAUAACGUUCUCUCCUUUUUUUUUUUUUUUUAAACUCUGAAGAGUUUUGCCAUUGUGGCUCACUUCUGGGGGAGAUGGAGGGGGUGAGAGGAAAGCUGAUCCUAAUGUUACGAUCUCGUCCAACAGGAGUUGGACAAGACAAUCUCCAGAGGUCCCUUCCAACCUCACGUAUUCUAUGGUAAACAGCUGUCUAAACAGAGAGAUCAGGAGAUAAACAGAACAAAGAACUGAAAAUGUCAAUUCC
Molecule: messenger RNA, 1864 nt
Organism: Harpia harpyja (harpy eagle)
Lineage: Eukaryota; Metazoa; Chordata; Aves; Accipitriformes; Accipitridae
Gene: RSPH14
Product: radial spoke head 14 homolog
Exons: 7
Coding region: 316-1338 (340 amino acids)
Source: RefSeq, a predicted model, not a curated record